Vespa crabro (European hornet) is the source of this 2861-nucleotide messenger RNA. RefSeq names its product cGMP-dependent protein kinase, isozyme 1-like. Gene Ontology annotation, molecular function: cGMP-dependent protein kinase activity; ATP binding. NCBI's taxonomy places the organism in Eukaryota, Metazoa, Arthropoda, Insecta, Hymenoptera, Vespidae. The transcript is spliced from 12 exons. The coding region runs from base 223 to 2163 and encodes 646 amino acids. Gene Ontology annotation, biological process: protein phosphorylation. The record is from RefSeq and is a predicted model, not a curated record.
UGUCUUUAGUUUUUUCAAUGAACCAGUCCAACCGAGAGCGUUAUCCUCGAUUGAUAAGAUCUAUGCGCAGGGACACUAACGGAAUCGAUUACAGUCGAGCCUGAUAUCUCGCUGAGAUACCGCGAUCGAAAUACUAAAGAAAGAAGACCGGCCAAGUUGAUUCCCCUCUCUCAACCAACGAGAAGUUUCUGACGAGAGUCGAUUUCUAAAGGGGCUUCAAGGAUGCCUUUGAAGAACUUCCGAAGUGGUUUUGCGGCGAAACUACUAAAAGAUAAACAGCCGAGCAAGAUGACAAGCGGUCAGGAUGGCACCAACGAGGAUUGCUAUCGGGAGACGACCAACGUGCGAAAACAUGCCGUUGUCGGUGAGCUCGAAGAAAUGAAAACGGCGAUAUCGACCUAUGAGAAAAAUUCAAGUUCGAGGGAGCUGAUAAAGCGCGCAAUUUCGGAAAAUAAAUUUCUCGGGAAUCUAAAAAAGACCGAAAUCGAGCAGCUCACGUCCGCGAUGCAACCGCAAGAGGUCUUAGCUAAUACGAGGCUCAUUCAAGAAGGCGAAACAGGGUCGCACCUGUACGUAUCGGAAAGCGGCAAUUUUGAGAUUUACGUGGGUAAAACGUAUUACGGAAGAUUCGGAGUCGGAGUCGCCUUCGGCGAACUCGCCUUACUCUACAAUAUGAGAAGAUUGUGCUCUAUAGAUGUACAAACGAACGGGAAAGUAUGGGUACUCGAUAGAAAGAGCUUUCACGCUAUAAUGUCGGCGUCCAUGAGGGAAUCCACGGAAUACAAUAUCCAAAUGCUUCGGCAGAUCGAGAUUCUGAAGGAGCUGCCGGAGGAAGUGCUUUCAAAGAUGUCCGAUCUGAUAAUCGUUGAAUUCUUUCGAGGCAAUACCCAUAUUUUUUCCGAAGGCGACUCAGGCGACAAGUUUUACAUAGUUAAUUGCGGCAACGUAAAGAUCACCAAGAAGAAAUCGUACGGGGCCGACGACGAGCUUAUCAUCCUCGAGAAGGGUGAUUAUUUUGGGGAGAAGGCGCUUUACGGGGACAAAUGUCGUAGACAGGCAAACGCGAUAGCCCUGCCGCCUGGCGCCGAAUGUUACACCAUCGAUAGGCAAUCGUUCAUCGAUUAUCUCGGCGGAUUAGAAUCGAUCAAGAACAAGAUAUGGGAGAUAAAGAGAAGGCCGACCGUUAACGACAAUUGGAAGGAGGAAUUUCAGAAUUUGUCCCUGGCCAAUAUCGAAGUCGAGGGCACGAUCGGUAAAGGUGGUUACGGUAGGGUAGAAUUGGUGACCAUCGCGUCAUUGCCGUGUAUUAGUUUUGCUAGGAAGAAAGUUAGGAAGAACAUGAUCACGAAAAUGAAGUUGCAAAAGUUGAUCUACAAUGAAAAGUACAGCCUGAUGGCUUGCAAUUCUCCUUUUAUCUGCAGAUUGUUACGAACGUUCAAAGACAAGAGAUAUCUUUAUUUCCUUAUGGAGGUCUGCCUCGGCGGGGAUUUGCGAACGGCAUUGCAGAGAAAAGUUCGUUUUCCAUCUCCCGAAGUUAAGUUUAUCGUCGGUUGCAUCGUCGAGGGCAUCCAUCACUUACACUCGCUCGGCAUCAUUUAUAGAGAUCUCAAACCCGAGAACAUAUUGGUCGACCAGAACGGCUAUGUGAAACUCACCGACCUUGGAUCGAGCAAAUUCAUUGGCCCUUACAAGACUAUGACGUACGUCGGUACUCUCGAGUAUUUAGCUCCGGAAGUCAUUCAGAGUUUGGGAUACAACAGGGCUGCCGAUUAUUGGUCAUUGGGCAUCGUCAUUUAUGAGCUGUUGCUAGGUUGGACUCCGUUUCAAGGUAUCAACGACGUCGACGUGGGUAACAAUAUCAUCGCGGGUAUUGAGACGGUCGAAAUGCCAAAGAUACUCUCCCAUUCAGCCAAAGAUAUUAUUCGACGUUUGCUCGAGGCAGAUCCUACGAAAAGACUCGGUUACUUGCGAAACGGUGUCGCGGAUGUUCGUCAUCACAGAUGGUUCAAGGACUUAAAUUGGAGAUCGUUACAAAAUAUGUCCAUAUCCUCACCCAUCAAACCUACGGUGAAACAUCAUCUUGACAGAAGAAAUUUCGAGAGAUAUCCGAUCGAUCGCGACUUGGCGCCAUUGGAUUUUUCAGAUUGGGACGAAAACUUUUAGGGACAAGCGUAAUCAAACUCACUUUGAGUUUAAUUUUAUAUUUCUAAUUUAUCUAUAAAAAUUAAUUAUUAGAAAUAAGUAAGCCUAGUAGUAGUUUAAUGAGGUAGAAAAAGAAAGAGAGAAAAAAAUAAGUAUCGAAGUACCUCGAACUCGAUGGCGGAGAGAUUUGAAAAAGGCACGUUUGACGUUCAAAGUGAUAUUCGGGCAACGUCCGAUAGAGUUCGCGACGUUCGGCCAAUAAGAAGGAGGAUGUGCGCGCAUCGCGCUCCUGCAACGCAAAGACCGUACCUCUCGUCGCCGUCCCCUCCCCAACCUUCCACACUUCCCAGAGCCCUCUGUCACCAUCGACUAGACUAUCAGUCCUACUGUUGAUGGUCGACGACGCUGUUGGCGAAUUGCAAAUGGCGUCACGUUAGGCAAUAUGAGCGUGCGUGUCCCGUGUAGUAACGCGUACGGACCUCGUCCGGGCGCGGUGCCUUGCGGCCCAGCCUGACGGCGAGUGAUUGCUACUUUUUCGUUUGGAAGUGCGUGCUUUCGAUCGAUCAGUGAUUUCAUACUUUUAUCUUUCUUUCCUUCUCCGAUCUUUCCUUCCUCUCCUUUCUCCCCUUCCAACGUCAUCUCCCUCCUCCUCCUCCUCCUUCUCCUCCUCCUCCUCCUCCUCCUCCUCCUCCUUCUUAUUCUUGUUGUUGUUGUUGUUG